AUGGCCGCCGCCCAGCCAUCGUCGCGGCACGCCCUCGCCCUCCCCCCGACGCUCUCCCCCGACGACCUCGACACCCUCUCCGAGCUGUCCACCGUCCUGGCCAAGGUCCGCGCCGGGAUCCAGUCCUCCUCGGGCCUCACCGCACCCGGCGGCGGCGGCACGGGCACCACCCCGGGAGCGAACAACCACAACAACAACAGCGGCGGCGGCGGCAGCGGAGCCGGCGGCCACGGCGGGGCUGCAAGUGCCGGCACCGGCAGUGGUGCUGGUGGUGGCAACGACGCCGGCGCCGGCAACGCCCAGCAGCUCUCGUUCAAGGACGUGCCCGGCGCGACCGACGGCAUCAAGCACAAGCUGCAGCACGCGCGGGCGCAGAUCCGCUCCCUGCCCGACAUGGACCGGUCCAUCGACGACCAGCAGCGCGAGAUUGCCGAGCUCGAGGCCCGCAUCGACCGCCAGCGGCAGCUGCUGGAGCGCCUGCGCGAGAGGGGCGUGCAGUUUGGCAAGGAGAACGGCGCGGGCGGCGAAGACGUCAAGAUGGAGAUGUAA
Molecule: messenger RNA, 549 nt
Organism: Purpureocillium lilacinum
Lineage: Eukaryota; Fungi; Ascomycota; Sordariomycetes; Hypocreales; Ophiocordycipitaceae
Biological process (GO): regulation of transcription by RNA polymerase II
Cellular component (GO): mediator complex
Molecular function (GO): transcription coregulator activity
Source: RefSeq, a predicted model, not a curated record